Ogataea haglerorum is the source of this 912-nucleotide messenger RNA. RefSeq lists its product as uncharacterized. The transcript has a single exon. Gene Ontology annotation, biological process: DNA repair; DNA-templated DNA replication. The coding region runs from base 1 to 912 and encodes 303 amino acids. Gene Ontology annotation, cellular component: DNA replication factor C complex; nucleus. Lineage: Eukaryota; Fungi; Ascomycota; Pichiomycetes; Pichiales; Pichiaceae. The record is from RefSeq and is a predicted model, not a curated record. Gene Ontology annotation, molecular function: DNA clamp loader activity; DNA binding; ATP binding.
AUGCUGUUCUACGGUCCCCCAGGGACUGGAAAAACGUCGACGAUUUUGGCAAUGGCCAAGGAGCUUUACGGCCCACACCUUUUCAGGAGCAGAGUGCUCGAGCUGAACGCUUCUGACGAACGUGGGAUAUCCAUUGUCAGAGACAAAAUCAAGAACUUUGCGAGAUUGUCGAUCUCCAACCCCUCUAAGGAGGACCUAGAGAAGUACCCGUGCCCGCCAUAUAAAUUGCUGAUUCUUGACGAGGCCGACUCGAUGACUUCUGACGCGCAAAGUGCGCUCAGAAGAACCAUGGAGACAUACUCAGGAAUCACACGUUUUUGCCUCAUUUGCAACUACAUCACCCGUAUAAUAGACCCGCUUGCCUCGCGGUGCUCCAAGUUUAGAUUUAAGAUGCUGGACGAGGAAAGCUCCAUCAAAAGAUUGCAAUAUAUUUGCAAUGAAGAAAACGUGCUUGCUAGCACUCCUAUGCUAAAGGAAAUUUUGAGGAUCAGUGACGGGGACCUGAGAAAGGCCAUCAAUUUCCUCCAAAGUGUCCACAAGAUGCUGAUUCCUGCCGAGGACGAAAUGGCGGACGACGUCACGGAAGACCAGAUCAGGGACGUUUUCGGCUACCUGCCGAAAGAUCAGCUCAUGGAACUGAUCAGACUCGCAGAGAAGAAAGACACGGACCGCAUAUUUGAGUUUGUUACUGACUACAUCUCGAAAGAAGGGUACAAUGCCACUUUGAUAAUCAGCUCUCUGCAUGAUGUGCUGCUUCUGGGCGACGACAGCGGUAUCUCGCUGAGCCUGGACGGAAGACAGAAGAACAGCAUCUCAAGGAUCCUCUUUGAGACAGACGCCAAACUCAGUCACGGAUGUGAUGAGACACUGUUAAUUCUCGAUUGUGUACUACGAAUCUCUACAGUUUUGUGA